This is a messenger RNA of Paramecium primaurelia, 821 nucleotides long. The record is from the annotation of a GenBank genome assembly. Lineage: Eukaryota; Ciliophora; Oligohymenophorea; Peniculida; Parameciidae.
AUGCAAAAUCUAAAAUCAAUAACACCUAGAUAAGAAAUGAAGCCAGUCAAAGUCAAUAUUACAACGUAAUUCACAUAAAAAUAAACUCUAUAGUGAGCAAUUCCAAGUUUUAACAAAAAUGUAUAAUUUGGGUAAAUUGUAAACAAAAAAUGCAGAGCGUGAACUCAUUUAAUAACAUUUACAAUAAUAGUAAUUAAUAUAAAUUGGUACUCAAAGAAAUAAUACACCAUAAUCUUGUAAAAGUGCUUAAGAAGUAUUAUUACAUGCUUUAUAUUUUUAAGAUGAAAUAUUUCCUAUAUUAAAAAAAUAAUGGAAAAGAAUAAUAAAUCAAAAUUUAAAACAAUUCAUAAGUAUCACCAAAACCAAAAAAUAGUUUACAUCGUAAUUUUUCUUAAUUAGAGAAGUCUGGAACACCAAUUCUACCUUAAAAAAUUUAACCAUAAGUAACUUAAUAAUAAAAAGUUAAAAAAUAUAAUCCUUUAUCUAUUGAUUAAAGAUUUACAUCAAAUUAAUAAUUUGUUUAAUAAAUAACAUCUCAAAUAAAUAAAAAAGAAGAUNUUAAAUAUUUAUCUUGUAUUCUAUUAAGUAUUCUUUUAAAAAGAAUGUGGUAAUCUUAAUCGAUUAUAUUAUUUUUAAAUAAUAAAAUAAUUAAUUAAUUUAUAAGAAUAGUAAAAAGUUUUUUGUCAUUCGCUUUUAAAAUAAGAGAUGGUUAAUUAAUGGAAAAUAUUUUUAAAUAAUUUAGUUAUAAUUAAAAGGCUGUCAAAUUUAUAUAGAUAGUGUAAGUUUCUUAUUGGGCGUUAUUUCAUUAAAAUUAAGGGUGA